UAUUCAUGGUCGACAGGUAUAUAACACAGCCAGGUGUCAUGUCCGUCAUAUUAUGUACUUUAUGUAUAACGUGUAUAAAAGCUAAAUAAAUAUCAGUAGAAAAAAAAAACUCAGAACUAUUAGUCCGGACUACCCCGAGUGAGGAUUCGUUGGUACAUACGUUCUCUGUUCAUCCCAAUCCCUUUAAAUCGGAUUGGGGCAUCCAGAAGUCUUGUUUAUUUUUCGACCUGAUCAGCCAAUGAGAACAUGGCACAUGGAAUCUUGGAAGAAUAAUGAAGUAUUUACAAUAGAAGGCAGAGAAGCGGUGCUGUGGACGGAUCUUGUAGAUGCCGGGAACUUGGAUUAUCAUUUGUGGCCUUGUUUAUCGGCUGUAAGUGAGAGGCUCCGGUCAGAUCUUGUCACCAAUAACUCCGCUAAUGGGCAUGUCUACGUGAGGUUGGAUAUUCACAGAUGGCGUAUGCUGUUCAGAGGCAUCAAAGUGCAGCCAUCCUUUUGUAUAAAAAAAUUGAAAUAA
Molecule: messenger RNA, 514 nt
Organism: Galleria mellonella (greater wax moth)
Lineage: Eukaryota; Metazoa; Arthropoda; Insecta; Lepidoptera; Pyralidae
Product: beta-hexosaminidase subunit beta-like
Exons: 4
Coding region: 239-514 (91 amino acids)
Source: RefSeq, a predicted model, not a curated record